Racocetra persica is the source of this 297-nucleotide messenger RNA. NCBI's taxonomy places the organism in Eukaryota, Fungi, Glomeromycota, Glomeromycetes, Diversisporales, Gigasporaceae. The record is from the annotation of a GenBank genome assembly.
AUGCAGCCUGUAAGCUUUAAAGUACUGACUACUAUAUCUCCAGUAAUAAUUAGCCCAGUAAAACAAACAGUGAAAAUACACUGCCUACCUGAAAAAAGUCGACUGACCGUUGCUGCCAGAAAGCAUGAAAGUGGCUACAAGCAUAACAAUAAUAUAUCCUGUAUCCAUGAGUUGAUGGAUGAUCUAAAGGGUCCACUAAGAAAUGCUCAGGCUCUCUGUGACCUUGAGAAUAGAGGUCAAAAUAGAGUUCAAGUUGAAAAGGAUGUGUAUACAGAAUCUGAUAGUGAUCAAGCAUUU